Molecule: messenger RNA, 1806 nt
Organism: Phalaenopsis equestris
Lineage: Eukaryota; Viridiplantae; Streptophyta; Magnoliopsida; Asparagales; Orchidaceae
Product: tRNA-dihydrouridine(16/17) synthase [NAD(P)(+)]-like
Exons: 3
Coding region: 69-1358 (429 amino acids)
Biological process (GO): tRNA processing
Molecular function (GO): flavin adenine dinucleotide binding; tRNA dihydrouridine synthase activity
Source: RefSeq, a predicted model, not a curated record
CAAUAAUCUCUCUUGCUUAAGCGAGCGGAGGGCUGCUCCCGCGUCUCCGUCAAAACCUAGAGCUUUGCAUGUGGUUUCGUCCGCCUCUGCUUUCACUUCGCAGCAAGCGAUAUCUCCUUUGCCACGUAAACUCAUUUUCAUUGUCAAGUUCCUUCACCUCCUGCUACAUGGCCGCUUCUUUACUUCCCUCGGCGUCGCCGGAACCUUAUGGCGAACCGGACGAACGCCUCUGCACCACGGACGGUGGCUUUUUAUCCCUCACCGAGCCAUCAUCGCCUCCGAUGGCCCCUGUUGUUCCGUUGCUUGAGGGUGAGCGGCGCUUGGAGCGCGCGUGGGAGCACUGGAGGCGGCUCGGUUCGCCAAGGUUGAUCGUCGCCCCCAUGGUGGAUAACUCCGAACUACCGUUCCGGAUGCUAUGCCGGAAAUAUGGCGCUGAAGCGGCCUAUACGCCGAUGCUGCACUCGCGCAUUUUUACCGAGAACGAGAAGUAUCGGAGGAUGGAGUUCACCACUUGCAAGGAAGAUCGCCCCUUAUUUGUCCAGUUCUGCGCAAAUGAUCCGGAUGUACUUUUGGAAGCUGCUAAAAAGGUGGAGCCCUAUUGCGACUAUGUUGAUAUAAACUUCGGGUGCCCUCAGAGAAUUGCUAGGCGAGGAAAUUAUGGAGCCUUUCUUAUGGAUAAUCUUCCGUUGAUAAAAUCACUUGUAGAAAAGCUUGCCAGCAAUCUCGUUGUUCCUGUUUCAUGUAAGGUUCGCAUUUUCCCGGACUUGAAAGACACGUUAGCAUACGCAAAAAUGUUGGAAGAGGCAGGUUGCGCUCUCCUGGCUGUCCACGGUCGCACCAGAGAUGAAAAAGAUGGGAAGAAAUUUCGUGCAGAUUGGGAUGCCAUCCAAGCAGUAAAGAAUGCCAUCAAGAUUCCAGUUCUGGCAAAUGGAAAUAUCCGCCACAUGGAUGAUGUUCAAGGCUGUUUGGCCCACACGGGCGUCGAUGGUGUGCUAUCAGCAGAGUCUCUUUUAGAGAACCCAGCACUUUUUAGCGGACUCAGGACAGCUGAAUGGAAAGAUAAGAGUGAUAAUGAAAACUUUGAAGAUGGUGGAUUAGACCAGAUAGAUCUUGUGGAAGAAUACUUGAAGCUUUGUGAACAGUAUCCCGUGCCUUGGAGAAUGGUUCGGUCUCAUGUGCACAAGAUGUUAGGGGACUGGUUUAGGAAACAACCACAUGUUAGACAGGAGCUUAAUUUACAGGCAAAGCUUACAUUUGAGUGGCUCUACCAGAUGCUAAAUAAGCUUAGGAAUCUUAAUGGUAGGAUUCCACUCUAUGCAAAGGCUAUAGAUGAUAAAAUGAGCUUAUGGAAUUUGUGAUUCUUGAUUUACGUAUAAUUUAUGGAAUUUGAUUUUUGUUAUAAUGAUGGGACUUGCUUGAGCUAUCGGUAUAUGCGAGCGCCAGAUGGUUCAAAUUGUUUGACUCAAACAACAAUAUAAAGUGCUGGUAUAUGUGAGCGUUGGAUCAUUCAAAUUGAUUGCGAGCCAAACGAACAAAUAGUGGAUGAUUAGAAGGAACUGAAAUGGUAUAAACUUGGUCAUUUUACAUCAACUUGUAGUUAUGGGAAUUCUUUCAGUGGCUCAACCAUGAAUUUGAAAAACAUGUAAUUGGGAGCUAUGGAAUUCUUCAGAUGUGCUUUUUUGACUUCUAUUGACAGUUUGUUUAUUUCAGUGAAUGAGCUAUAUCUUGACUUGUCAUUUAUUGAGAAACAUACAUUCCCAAUUUUUACUCUUUUAAUGGGUAAAUGGUAUCUGAAGAUACUGCAGA